CGCAUGCCCGCCAUAGCUUCCCCAAGUAUGGCCCCGAUACUUUACUUGCAAUACAACCCAAGCCCACUGCAAGUCUAAUUGAGAACGCUAUGUUUGGUGCGCUUAAUCGUUUUAUUGGACGGCUGGAUGGCGAGCCUGUUCAACAGCCUCGGAAUGGCCCCAGCGACAACGCCUAUGGUUUCCAAGUACUCCGCAACAAAGACACAGAGCUGCCCUUGGAGCCUUGGUUCGACUUUAUUGUAGGAAUUAACGGUCACCCUAUUGAAGAUCCAGAUCCAAACCUCUUUGCGACAGAAGUGCGCAAUUGCGCAGGCUCUAGCUUGACGCUGGAAAUCUGGAGUGCCAAGGGUCAAAGAACACAUACAGUCACAGUCCCCAUUUCAGCGACAACGCCCUCCCUCGGCCUCGCACUACAACUUGCCCCCCUUUCCUCUACCCAAAACAUCUGGCAUGUCCUUGGGAUCCCAUCACCGCUGAGCCCUGCAUUCCGCGCAGGACUACUGCCACAUUCGGACUACAUUAUCGGCACACCGAGCGGGACGUUACGCGGGGAAUCUGCGCUCGGGGAGCUGGUAGAGGACCACCUUGACCGCACCCUCGUUCUGUGGGUAUACAACAGUGAAUUUGACGUCGUACGGGAGGUCGAGCUCAUUCCCACGAGAGGAUGGGGCGGCGAAGGUGCCCUAGGUGCCGAGCUGGGCUACGGUGCCUUGCAUCGUUUACCAAUCGGGCUGGGCGAGGAAGUGGAGGGACCUGGCGAGGUUGUCUUUGAGACGCGCGCAGAUGGAUAUCCCGCGCCAAUGCCGAAUCACGACGGAGCUUCGGCGACGGCUGAACCCUCCGCAAACUACCUCGUCCCAGCAAAUAUGGUAUCUCCCCCUCCUCUUGCGUCCCAGACAAGAGUGACCUCACCCCCGAGCGGAGCAUCACCCGCGAGCCGAAGGAGUGCCAAAACACGACACGGGGUCUCUCCUAACAGUGCGUUUGACGAUUACUUUGCCGAAGGCGAGCAAAAGAGCCGGGAGCAGGACUUUGCGCCAUCGCGGAAGGGAACGCCUCUGCCUCCUCCGCCUAAACUUGGUGUCUCACCCUCCAAUUCGAGCAGUCCAGCUCCGGCUGCAGCUGGAGCGACAGGAAAUGCGGAGGCGGUGGAAGGAGAACCGGGGCCAGCACAAGAAGAAUGAUGAUAUAAUUCUUUGUUGGAGCUGGAGUUUCUGUAGAGUACAUGAGUUUAACCAUUAUACCAAUGACAAUAGUUCUUCCUACCUAAAUCUUUAAACAGCUUAAGGUUACUGCCACGUAUAGAAAAAGAAUUUUUGUUGAACCAAAUGAUAUUUUUUGUCAAACAAAGGGGACAUCCGGAUUAUAUCAUCGGAUCUACGAGUUCUAAGCGUACAUAUGCAAAAGAUGAAACUCCUCCCCUACCACCCAACGGUGACGGGACUCAAGCCUCGCAAAUAUAAAAAAUCUAGUGACCCUUGCUCACCAACUCCUCGAGCUUCUUCCGGGUCUCACCAAUCUUGUCCUCCAUCAUCUGGCGGGCCAUACCGCUGUGCGCAAUGCCGGUAUACCAGAUGUGCUCCGCCCGCUCCCGAACUGCAAGGUGCUUCUCCGCAACGACAGGGAACUUCUUCUCAUACUCCCAAGCCAGAUCCGAGACGUUCUUCAUCGUCACGGGCAGGAGAGUGAAGGCAGCGACGGUCCCGAAAGUAAGCGGGGACAGAGUGCGGAGGAAGACGCCGCGGUUGCGUGAUACGAUGGAUCCGGCCAUGGCAGACACGAUAACGUAAAUACCGCCGGGAGUCAGGCGCUCACCAGACUCGGCAGGAGGAGCGAGCGAUGCAAUAGUGUUGGUGAACGCGUUCUCGAUGUGCAAAGCGCGGGACAGGAAAUCGUUGAAGCUGUUCUCCGCGGCGAGGGAGUGAGAGUAGAGGAAAAGCCGGGCUUGCCGGAUCUGAGCGGUCAGGAUGUCUGUUGGAGUGGGCGAGGAGGAGGUGGAUUGCGAUGUGGGCAGAGAAAUCGCCUUUGGGGCCGGAGCUGCGGGCUUGGAGGGUUCCGGGAUAUCGGACGGGAAGUCAUCGUAGAUGGGCUUGCGCUGUUUGGGGAAAGUAGGCGCGAAUCAGAAAGAGCUAUCCCGGGAAGGCAUGUCAGGAACGAGUAGAUUCAGGUCAUCUCACCUCACGAGGCUCCUCGGCGUAAGCAGUUUGCUUGGGGUACAAGGCCAGGCCUCCUGCGAGGAGGGUGGCUGCGAUCGGAGCCACAGCCCGCUGCCAUCGAGUUAGUACUCCAUUGACUGGUCAAUUGCGCGAGAAAGACCCGAUAUCAGCUAUCGGCGAUCAGACAUACCUGCUUCAACAUCGGCCGGAAUGACAUCCUG
Molecule: messenger RNA, 2377 nt
Organism: Penicillium brasilianum
Lineage: Eukaryota; Fungi; Ascomycota; Eurotiomycetes; Eurotiales; Aspergillaceae
Source: the annotation of a GenBank genome assembly